Molecule: messenger RNA, 1074 nt
Organism: Diachasma alloeum
Lineage: Eukaryota; Metazoa; Arthropoda; Insecta; Hymenoptera; Braconidae
Exons: 3
Coding region: 1-1074 (357 amino acids)
Molecular function (GO): nucleic acid binding
Source: RefSeq, a predicted model, not a curated record
AUGGUGCGUUUUACGGCAGCGGAUUACGCGGAUAUGGUGGUCGUGUAUGGUGUUGCGGGGGGAAAGGGGGCAGAAGCUGCCCGAAUUUAUGCGGAGCAGUUUCCGAAUCGUGUGGUUCCUGAUCCACGUACGUUUAGGGAUGCGUUUCAACGGCUGAGGGAGGGUAACGUCCUCCCAAGGCACGGCGAAGGGCGCCCAAGACGUGCGGAUGGCGUGCACCUGGAAGAGGCGAUUCUCCAGAGCGUCGAGGAGUCUCCAGAGUUGUCCGUCCGGGGAAUUACGUCCUCGCUACGUACCGCCCGUUCCACGGUUCACCGUGUGAUGAGGGUUGAGGGUCUGCAUCCCUGGAAAUUUACCCCAGUCCAGGAGCUGAAGCCAGAGUAUUUGCCGAAGUGUGUGGAUUUCUGCCAAUGGCUCCUUGACAGAAGUCGCGAUCCAGAGUUCAUACGCAACGUUUGCUGGACUGAUGAGAAGCUUUCCGUGAGAAAGGGGAUCAUCAAUCAGCACAAUGAGCAUCAUUGGGCUUUUGUAAAUCCCGGUCUCGCGAAAGAAACGAAUUUCCAGUAUCGUUGGGACAGUAUGAACAUCUGGGGAGGGAUCAUUGGUGAUGAAGUCCACAUUUAUCACCUUCCAGGACGUCUCGACGGUGGCAACUACUUGGGAUUUUUACAAGAUCGCCUUGUAACUGUCAUCGGUGACGGUCCUGCGGAGAGAGCUCACGAUGGAGCUCCAGCACAUACGUGUGUCGCCGUCGUCGACCAGCUGAACGAGUGGUUCCCGGAUCGCUGGAUCGGGAACAGGAGCGACCGGGACAGGGGUGGACAUCGCCAACCACCUGUAGCGUGGCCUCCGCGGUCUCCAGAUCUAACUCCGCUGGAUUUUUUCUUGUGGGGUACUCUGGAGUCACGGAUAUACGCUCAUCAUCCAGCGAAUCAGGAGGAGAUGGUCGCAUUGCUGCACGCUGCAGUUGCAACCAUCACACCUGAAGAGCUGGAACGCAUGAGGAGGAACCUCCUGAAGAGAGCCAGGCUGUGCAUUGAUGCAGGUGGAGGACUCGUGGAGAACCUGCUUUAG